This is a messenger RNA of Fusarium graminearum PH-1, 882 nucleotides long. RefSeq lists its product as uncharacterized. The coding region runs from base 1 to 882 and encodes 293 amino acids. NCBI's taxonomy places the organism in Eukaryota, Fungi, Ascomycota, Sordariomycetes, Hypocreales, Nectriaceae. The record is from RefSeq and is a predicted model, not a curated record. The transcript has a single exon.
AUGUCAGAACGACCUACAUAUAUUCUCGCUCCAAACUGGGACAUUCCGCCCAAUGAACAUGUCAGGCUUGGCAACAUCAUCACGCAUCCGCGUUUGCCCCUUGAGUCGUUGAACUCAGAGUCUCGCGAAACUCCUGAAAAGAUCACUCCCUCAAAGAAACCCAACUGGAGUCUGACGUACAGCGAUUUGCGCUCACUGGACGCUGGUAUCAUGACAUCAUUCCUUGCUUCUCUACUUGGUCUUGGCGGUGACAUUGCUGGCAAGACUUCCAGUACUAAGGGAUCAGUUCUGACGUGCCAGGAGCUGGAGACAUCCUAUUUUAUUCCAAACGACACCUACAUUGCUCGAAGUUUGGCCAAAACAACAGUCAAGACUUACAUGAAGAAAAACCCUCUGAAGUCUGUUUACAUGGUCACUGGCUUGAAGAUUGCACAUGGAGGCAGUAUCCAGAGAGAUAAAAACAACAGCAUUGGUGCUGACGCUGCUGUAACAGUGGACGCAACGCCAUUGCUAGGAGCUCCAGUCGAGAACACGCCUCACAUCAGUUUUGAGAGAUCCCAUAAUCAGGUACUUUCUUUCGGAGUCUGUGACGAGCCAUUCAUUGUUGGUUAUCAACUACUCAAGAUAAAAACAAAGCUCAGCGGCAGAACCAAGACAGAAACGUUUGAUAAGUUUGCGUUACUCAGUGACGAUCAAGAUCGUGCUUCAGUGGAUCAAGUGGCCUUGGAGUUGCUCAACGAAAACUUUUCAAUUCAGCCAAUUCAAGAACCAAGCGAUAUUGAUGAGGACGAGGAGGUUGAUGAGGAGAGUUCUGGUGUGUGGUGCGCUACUGGACUGUUGGAUGAUAGUACAGGCGGCGAUGGUGGCAGCCAUAUGGAAUAG